AUGAAUAAGUUAACUUUAUCAGCAAUUAGUGAUACUCGUUGGGCAUGCAGACAUAAAAACUGCAAAGCAGUUAUUGAAAAUUUUAGUUCAAUUGUUGAAGUUUUAAAACAUGAAGUUGAAGAGGACAAUGAUAGAAAUGUUUCUAGAGCUAUCGGUAUUUUAGCUACUAUUCAAAAAAUGGAAUUUGUGGUAAAUUUACAUGUUAUGCAUUUUGCAUUGGCUAUAAUAAAUAUUUUAAGUAAUAAGCUGCAAAUUAAAACGGAAACAUUGGGUCAUGCUGCAAAUUUAAAAAGAAAAAGGAAAGAACCAGACUUAUUAAGAGAUUAUUGUUUAUCGACUACAACAGGUGCUGAAUAUAAUAUAAAUUUAAUCAAAACAGCCAAAGAUUAUUGGAUGUCUCAUGCUUAUUUUCCUAUUAUUGAUGCCAUAAUAAAUGACAUGAAAACUAGAUUCUCUGUGGAAAGUUUAAAAAUGGCCAAGUCAAUUGAUAUAUUUUUAGAUUUACAAUAUGAAAAGGAUUCUUAUUUUGUAAACACUACAAGGUCAAUCUCAAUAAAAAUUGAAAAAGAUGAUCUCAAGUGUAAAUUUAAGGUCGCUAAAAAAGUUUACGAAAAUCAAAAAGUUGGCAACAGUAAAAAACAAAAUGAACAACUUAAGUCUGUUAUUUCAUAUGAUACUUAUCCAAAUAUAUAUAAGUUAAUGCAUGUUUCAUUAGCUAUACCUAUAAGCUCGGCAACACGUGAAAGAUGUUUUUCCUCAAUGAGAAGAAUAAUUACUUAUCUAAGGUCCAACAUGGAACAAGAUAGAUUAACCAAUUUAAGUAUUAUAAACAUUGAAAGAGAGUUAUCUAACCAAAUUGAUAAUGAACAAAUUUUAAAUAAGUCUGCCGAAAAGAAAAGAAGGAUGUAA
This is a messenger RNA of Acyrthosiphon pisum (pea aphid), 909 nucleotides long. RefSeq lists its product as uncharacterized. NCBI's taxonomy places the organism in Eukaryota, Metazoa, Arthropoda, Insecta, Hemiptera, Aphididae. Bases 1 to 909 code for a protein of 302 amino acids. Gene Ontology annotation, molecular function: protein dimerization activity. The record is from RefSeq and is a predicted model, not a curated record. The transcript is spliced from 4 exons.